Candidula unifasciata is the source of this 6513-nucleotide messenger RNA. Lineage: Eukaryota; Metazoa; Mollusca; Gastropoda; Stylommatophora; Geomitridae. The record is from the annotation of a GenBank genome assembly.
AUGGAGAAAGUUGCUGAGCUGAUGGAAUUUGAGAAAGAUUCUGAUUCAGUUACUCAGGAUUUACCCAGUUCUUCUGAGUCGUUUGAAUAUCAGGAUGGGCAGAAAGAGACAACCUCGGAACUGAAAAUGAUAGAUGGUGAUAUUCUCGACAUAGCAAAUCAAGUUGGAGAGGAGAUGGAGGAGAGUGAAGCUGGUGACACAAGUCUGCCAGAUGAUCUUUCUUUUUUGGAUGGAGCUGAAGCUAAGGAGACGUCUGUGGAGGUUGAUGACCCUGCCCUGUCGUUUCUUGUGAACAGUGGCAAAAUGGAAGUCACUAAUGACAGUUUAAGCUUUCUUGAAGAUCAGGACUUAACUGAGGCAGAAAUGUCUUCAGGUGAUGAUGAUGAAUCCUAUACAGAUGAUGAGGAUUCAGAAGAAGAUGAUGAUGAGGAGGAGGAGGAAGAUGGUGAUAAUGACAAAGAUGAGAAUUGUGAAGAAAAGGUAAUAAAGAAGGAAGAAGACACAGAAGAUGAUGGUGUGUUUGGACAAGUCUCUUUUUAUGAUGUUGAGUCGGCUUCAGGCCAUUCAGUGGAUAUUCAAAAAGUGAAGAAAACUAAACAAAAGCGGUCUAAGAAAAAGCGUAAGGCAGGUGAAGAUGGUGAAUCAAAAGGUACGAAAAGAAAGCGCAAAAGGAAACGGCGAAAGACGGAAGACAAUGAUGAUGAUGAAGAUGUUCCAAAUGCAGGAGCAGGUUCAAUGCGUCGUAAAAAUAUCAGGUCGAUAAAGUGUGAAAAAGAUCUGGACAAAGAUAUGCUGUCAGCCCAGAAUGAAGAGUUGGAGCGUCAGAAACGAUUAAUGGAGCUGAAGAAGUCUCUUCUGCGAGAGAAUUCUGCUGCAGCUGCAACAUCUGUGAAGGUCACGACAGUUGCAACAUCAUCCGCAACAGUGGUAACCAAGACAGCAUCUGUUUCCACUGGCACUUCCACACCAAAGGAGAAGGAUUCUCAGUUGAAGUCUCUCUUACAAGUUGCCGAAGAGGAAGCUGAUGAAGCAGAAAAGGACCGGAAACAAUUAGACAAAGAGGUUGUGAAAGUGAAAAAGGAAUCCAGAGAAACUUCCCCUCCCUCAGAUGUCAUCACAUUAAGCAGCGACUCCGAUGACUCAGAUGAUUUAGACGACGAUGACUCAGAUGAAGUGGUGAUGGUCCCAAGCGAUGAAGAAGGUGAUGAUGAGGAGGAGGAAGGUCCAGAGGAUGUUAACAAUGGAGGGGCCCAUAUAGAUGACAGUCUCAACCUGCCGGACCCAGAUGGUAGAGUUAAAGUUAACAUUGGUCAUCCACCAAAUGAACCUGAUAUCUAUCUGGCACCACAGAUAGCACAAGCUAUAAGACCCCAUCAGAUUGGAGGGGUUCGGUUCCUCUAUGAUAAUGUAGUUGAGUCCAUAGAGAGGUUCACCACCACUCAAGGAUUUGGUUGCAUAUUAGCCCACAGUAUGGGGCUUGGUAAAACUAUACAGCUGAUCUCAUUCAUUGACAUAUUCCUACGUUUCACUGGCGGAAAGCGAGUCCUGUGUAUUGUACCAAUCAACACUCUCCAGAACUGGUUAGCAGAGUUUAACUAUUGGCUGCCGCCUCCCGAGAAGCUCCACCCGGAUGAUAACCUAACACAGACUAGGACGUUUCCUUUGUUCGUCAUCAAUGACGGUAUGAAAACAAUGGCUGCGAGGGCAGCAGUUAUAGAAAAAUGGAAAGAAACUGGCGGGGUGCUGGUGAUAGGGUAUGAGAUGUUUCGCUUGUUGUCUUCGAAGAAAGUUGCUCCCAGUAAACCAAAGAGUCGAGCCAAGAAAGCUGCUCAUCCUGAGGUUAUCGAUGUUGAGGAAGAAGACAAGAAUAAAGGUCUAAUGAUCGAUAUGCAUAGCAUGUUGGUGGAUCCAGGGCCAGAUUUGGUUGUGUGUGAUGAAGGCCAUCGUAUCAAAAACAGCGGUGCUGCCAUUUCACAGGCACUGAAAAAUAUUAAGACAAGGCGAAGAAUUGUUCUCACAGGCUACCCUCUGCAAAAUAACCUGAUGGAGUACUGGUGCAUGGUGGACUUUGUGAGGCCGAACUUCCUGGGCACCAAGUCGGAGUUCAGCAACAUGUUUGAACGCCCUAUCAUGAAUGGACAGUGUGUGGACAGUACAGCGUCUGAUAAAAAGAUUAUGAGGCACAGGUCUUAUGUGUUGCAUAACCUUCUGGAGGGAUUUGUUCAAAGGCGAGGUCAUACAGUCCUACAACUCAGCCUACCCCCCAAAAUGGAGCAUGUGUUUAUGGUUCGCUUCAGCGAUAUCCAGCGAAAGAUCUACUGUGAGUUUAUGCACGCUAUCUCAGAGUCAGGGCUCUGUUCCUGGGCCAACAACAACCCCCUCAAAGCAUUUGCUGUCUGCUGUAAAAUCUGGAACCAUCCAGACAUUCUCUAUGAAGUUCUCACUCAACGGGUCGCUGACAAGGACAACGAUCUAGACAUAGAUACUGUUGAAGGAUCCACCAGUAAGAGAAAGAAAGCCAUAGCAAAGUCAGCAUCUUCUGCCUCGUUGGCCUCAGUUGAAACUGCAGCAUCAAUAACGUCCUCUGCUUCCACGGCUUCUUUGGCAUCAAUGGCAUCGGAGUCUGCAAUAGAUAAAAACCCGAUUACAUAUGAUUGGGCGGAACCACUAAUGAAAGAUUACAUCGCUGGGUUGUUGGAGAACAGCGGCAAGUUUGUCCUGAUGAAUGCUAUUGUAGAGGAGUGCCUGGCUGUUGGUGAUAAAGUGUUGAUUUUCAGCCAAAGUCUGUUGACCCUUAACAAGAUUGAAGAGUUCAUGGGAAAACGGAAAGUUCCAAGAAUGGAAAUAAAUGAGAAUUGGCAGCGCAACAGAACGUAUUUCCGCCUGGAUGGAAGUACAUCAGCACAAGAUAGAGAGAAACUAAUUAACCAGUUUAAUGACCCAGAGAGCAAUGUUUGGGUUUUUCUACUUUCUACAAAGGCUGGGUGCCUGGGUAUCAACUUAGUUGCGGCCAAUCGUGUCAUCGUCAUUGACGCCUCCUGGAACCCCUGCCACGACUGCCAAGCUAUCUGUCGAGUGUAUCGCUUUGGCCAGGUGAAGAGCUCGUAUGUUUACCGGCUUAUCACAGAUAACACCUUGGAGAAAAGGAUUUAUGAUAGGCAGAUUAACAAGCAGGGGAUGUCAGAUCGGAUUGUAGAUGACAUGAACCCUGAGAAUAAAUUAACUCGCAGACAGGUGGAGAACCUGCUGGAUUUUGAGGACCAGGAUUUCCCUCUGGUGGACUUCUCUAACAUUGCUACCAAAAGUGGGCAAGACCAAGUGAUGUUGAACGUUCUGGAGAAGCAUGGAUGUUGGCUGACAAAGCACCCAUUCACCCAUGAGUCCCUGCUGAUCGAUCGUAAAGAAAUGAGGCUGUCUAAACGAGAGAAACGAUUGGCUAAGGAAGGUUAUGCUCGUGACAAACGAAUGAAUGUUACCUACGCUCGUCCUACCUAUGCCGCCUACUACCCUCAGGGUGGUAUACUUCCAAAUAGGCUUCCUUUCAAUAGUCGAUACAAUUAUGCUGCAUUCCGACGUGGUCCAGUUGUAAGACCAAUCGCUAGUGUCCGCCCAAUGAUUAUAGCUAAUGCCCAAACUGGCAGUGAGAAAAUCAAGCAGUUUGGUGGCCAACCUUUGAGACCUGGGGUGACAAUUCAUCAAGUUAUUACGACAACAGAAAUUCUUCUACCUGGCACCAACACUGGAACCCAAGCCGGCACUCCAGCAAACAAAAUUGCUGCUGGACAAAAGAUACUUGUCAUCAAGACACCCAAAGGAGUGUACAUACGCACAAAUGAUGGUAAAAUGUUUGCCGUGAGGUCCAAAACUGGGAGCGCUCUAGGAGAGACUGGGAGUACGCCGAUCACUGCUAGCACCACGACAACCACCACCAUAACCUCUGCAGGAGGUAAACAAGUCUUCAUUACUCCAAAUAUCUCCAUGACAACUACGGCUGGUGGGAAAAAGCCACCAAUCAUCAUUGUCAGCAACAAGAAGGGCAUGCCAAUAACCAUGGCUAGGGGUGGAAGCAUUAUAAGAACAUUGCCAUAUGGAAGUGCCAAUUUGUUGAGCUCCUUGAAGUCUUCUUUGUUAAAAUCUGAAACAGCCAAAACUACAGAUUCAACUACCACAACUUCUUCUACCUCAACUACAACUUCUGCAGAUGUUGCAUGCUCUUCCUUUGGUGAAAAGGGCACCUCUCUUGCAGACUUAAUUGCCGGCACCGAUGAGGAUGACAGCAGUGGCGAGAAGAAGAUGAGUGACGGAACCACCCAGUCGGAGUUGAAGCCUAAAAUGCCAGUUAUCGUGUUACCAUCGCUUGCAGUACGCACGCCUCGGCCUUUGUCAAGUAUUCAGUCAUCAACAGUGGCCACCACAUCGCCAGGUGGGGGCACAAUUGUCAUCAUGCCAACCAAACCGGUGGUCUCCAUGGGAACAAAGCGAGCUCCCAAGAACCCGAAGCCGAGAAAGUCCAGAGCCAAAGCUAAUAAUUCAGGAAAUACAGAAGAUGUGGCACCAAAAGCCACCGGGGGCAAGAAGAAAGGGGUCAGCUUGUUAACGCGAAUGAAUAUGGUUACAACUACAGCCAGCAUGUCUGCUAGUACUGUUGGAACUACCACGCCUGCUGCGGCUACUGCGUCAUCUCAAACACAGACUUCAGCCACAGCUCAGUCAUCUUCGGGCACACAAGCUGGUGGAACCACUACUCAGAGUAAACCUAAACAGAAGCAUCAUCCGCCAUCCUCACAGUUUCCAGAUCUGACCAGUAUGUGGCACAGCAACUUUGGCUCUGGGCCUCCACAGGGAGCUCAAGCACAAGCUCCUGUUGAUUCAUCAGCUGCUGCAUCAUCUGCUGUGGGUGCUGCAGAUGUCGCGGCUAAUAGUAAUAGUAGCAGUAACAGCUUUGGUGGAGAAGGAGGGAUGAUGACACCCGGCCACAGCCGGGACUCGAUGCCUGCUAGCCAGGAAACUAAUCCUGAAAGCGGUACUGCUACCAGCAGUCAGAACAUGCUGGAGAGGGAGAUGCAACCUCAGAGCCACAAUGAUGGAUUCCACAACCAAUACAGUUCCGUCAACCAAGCUUACAAUAGUAUGAAUAAUCCCUAUAUGCCUGCUGCUGUAGAUCCGUAUGCCAUGGGGCCGAUGGAUGGUCAUAUGCCACCUUACAUGCUGGGCAUGCACCAAGGCUUUAUGCCACCUCCUCCCGGACCUUUUAGUCAGAGUUUACCACCUCCCCCUAGUCAAAUGCAAAGCCAAGCACAUGGUGGCAGGAACAUGAUGUAUGGUUCUUCUCAAAGUUCUGGCUCAUCACAGUUCGGAUCUACUUUUGGCCCUAGCAGUCAGCAGAUGCCACCUCCAUAUGGAAGCACAGCAAAUGGAGGCUCCAUGUACCCAGGCCCAAGCAAUCCCUCGCCCUUUGGUUAUGGUUAUGGAGCUCCUACCACUGCCUCUUCCUUUAUGUCCCAACCCCAAGGGAAUGAGACGUACCACCAGCCUCAAUCUAACAUGCCCUUCUACAGCCCACAAAACACAAGCCCUUCGUUUGCAAUGGAAAUGCCCAGUAAUCAUGAAUUUGCACCUCAGAAUCCACACCAGCAACACUCUGUGGCGCCGUCAUCGUCAUCUACAACAUCCACCAGCCAUAAGGAGCCAGGAUUAAUGAGUCUAGAUAAAAACAUUCCUUCCCCCUCUCCUAGCCCAAGACAUGCUGCUGACACGCCUGAAAGCAACAAAAGUUACAUGGACUUGUCCAACAGCCGACCGAAUAAUACUCAAAAUAACAUAGGUAACAUUUCCCAAGGAUUUGGAUCUAGCACCCAGAGCAUGUCCGGCUCUGGCAGUAAUUUUAGUUACCAGAAUUUUCCUUCGGAUAACUCCAGCAGUAACAGUAGCGGAUAUGGCAUGAGCACAAGCAGUACUUUAUCAUCUGCGUUGUCAAGCCAUGCAUCCGAAAAUGAUAUGGAAAUGGGAGGAAGUGCAUUUAGGGCUCAUCAAGGUUCCUCAGUCAUGAACAUGCCAGCCAAGCCCCAGCCAUUCAGGCUGGACAAAAGUGGAAUUGGUGGUGGCGGAAACUCCCCAGGAUUCAACUAUAACAGUGGGAUGAGUGCAUUCACCAGUCCCGGUAUCAUUGGAGGCAACGCUGGUGGAUUUGUGAACAGUCCUCCCUUUGGAAGCUACGGAUCUGGAUAUGGUGGAGGUGCCCUUCCAUUCUCCUCAGCCCCAAUGAUGUCUCCUCCACAGAACAUGAUGGGCUACCCACAGGCGUCUUUGGGUUAUCCUAGCAUGUCGUCACUGAUGAUGGGCUCUGUCCCUCCGGCUCCUCCAACAAUGGGAGGCAGCAUGUGGCCCAUGAUGCCACCGGCAAUGAUGGGAGGGGGCUACAGUUACCCUCCUCACCCGUCAAGUAUGGGCUUCCCUUCUGGGCUUGAUGGUCAGGGCUUCAACCAUUUAGGACCAGGCCCUGGAGCCAACUAA